This is a messenger RNA of Danio rerio (zebrafish), 2355 nucleotides long. RefSeq names its product alkaline phosphatase, intestinal, tandem duplicate 2 (gene alpi.2). Gene Ontology annotation, cellular component: plasma membrane. Gene Ontology annotation, molecular function: alkaline phosphatase activity; phosphatase activity. NCBI's taxonomy places the organism in Eukaryota, Metazoa, Chordata, Actinopteri, Cypriniformes, Danionidae. The record is from RefSeq and is marked validated.
AGAUCUCCAGAAGCUCAAUCAUGGCCAAAACACAAGCCCUGCUGCUCAUUGGAAUAUUCGCAUCAGCAGGAUUCGAUGGAUGUUUCUCCGUUGUUCCUGAGGAGGAGAAGAACCCAAACUUUUGGUAUGUAAAGGCUAAAGAUUCUCUACACGCAUCGCUCUCAAUGACAUUCAACACGCACCGCGCCAAAAACCUCAUCCUCUUCCUCGGAGAUGGCAUGGGAAUCAGCACCGUGACCGCAGCAAGAGUCUUGAAGGGACAGAUGAACAAGAAAACAGGAGAAGAAAGUGUCUUAGCCAUGGACACCUUCCCGUACCUCGCUUUGUCCAAGACCUAUAAUGUGGACCAGCAGAUGCCUGACAGUGCAGCGACGGCCACUGCGUAUCUCUGUGGUGUGAAGGCAAACUACGGCACUCUGGGACUCAGUGCGGCUGCGCAGAGAGAAGUCUGCAGCUCCGUUAAAGGCAACGAGGUCAAAUCCAUCCUUCAUCAGGCCAAGAUGGCAGGGAAGUCUGUCGGUAUAGUGAGCACAGCACGUGUCCAGCACGCGUCGCCCGCCGCCAGUUACUCGCACACCCCUGAGCGAGGCUGGUACAGCGAUAAAGAGCUGACGUCUGAAGCCGUGGCAGGAGGAUGCCAAGAUAUCGCAGUCCAGCUCAUCACUAACACGGAUAUAAACGUUAUUUUAGGUGGCGGCAGGCAGUAUAUGUUUCCUCGGGAAACCACUGAUCCUGAAUACUCCACAGUCACAGGGAGCCGGAAAGACAAGAGAAAUCUUGUUGAUGAGUGGCUAAAAAACAGAAAAAAUGCUCAAUAUGUGUGGAAUAAACAACAGUUUGAUGCUGUAAAUGAGGACAAGACAGAUUAUUUAAUGGGGCUUUUUGAGCCAAAGGACACCAGGUACGAGCUGGAGCGUGAUCCUAAGAUGGACCCGUCGCUGACAGAAAUGGUGGAAAAAGCCAUAAAGAUUCUCAGGAAAAACCCCAAUGGGUUCUACCUCUUUGUGGAAGGCGGGAGAAUAGAUCACGGCCAUCACGCGGGACAGGCCAAAUACGCUCUGACUGAAGCUGUGGAGUUCGACAAUUCUAUCGAGCGGGCCGGACAGCUGACCAGCGAACUCGACACCCUGUCUGUGGUCACCGCUGACCACUCACACGUGUUUUCUUUUGGUGGAUACUCCUACAGGGGAAACCCUGUGCUGGGUGUUUCCUAUGCCAAAGGUGAGGAUGGAAAGAGUUUUACCAAUGCGCUUUACGGAAACGGUCCAGGAUACCAGAUCACUAACGGGACUCGACCUGAUGUCAAUGAGAGCGUUUCAGGCCGUGAUGACUAUCUCCAACAGGCUGCGGUUCCUCUUGAUUCAGAAACUCAUGGCUCGGAGGAUGUGGCUAUUUUCGCUAAAGGCCCGAUGGCGCACCUCUUCCACGGGGUGCAAGAGCAGAGCUACAUUCCUCACGCUAUGGCCUUCGCAGCCUGCAUCGAGCCGUACAGCGACUGUCAGCUACACGACUCUGGUGUCUACACUCAGUUCAGCGCCGCGGUGCUGCUGUUCAGCCUGAUGUCCUCCAUUACUGCUCUUAUUUAACCUGACUGCACGCUUCUACAUCCCAGUAGAGCUUAUUACAGUUGAACAUAUGAAACCUCCUGUUGUCUUAAGUCCACUGAAGUUUUUUUUUCUUAUUAAAGCAGACCUAUUAUGCCCCUUUUUACAAGAUGUAAAUGAAGUCUCUGAUGUCCGGAAAGUGUGUAGUGAAUUUUCAGCUCAAAUUACCACACAUAUAAUGUUCUGAAGCUGCCCAUGUUAGAUUUAGAUCCACAUUGUGCCAUUUUAAUGACUGUCGCUUUAAAUUCAAAUAAGAUUUUCAAAAGGGGCGGAGUCACAAAUGUUUGUGUGUCACCAUAGUGACAGAUUCAAAACAAGAUUAACCUUAUCUGUGUGAAACCGUGAGGAGCCUCAGAAGAAGGCAGAAGUCUCCUGUAUCCUCUUAGUCUAUGCUGACUAUUAUCUUUAGCAGCUCAAACACUCUAAAGGUUGCUUCUCACUCAGGGCUGCUGUUUAUGUUAAUGAGGAUGAGAUCAUCAUGAAUGGCUUUCCCUGUCUGAUGACAUGUACAAUGUCUUUUUACAUUUUUACCAUUAGCAGCUGGUUAUAUUCAACUGGUUAUGUUUAAACCCCUUAUUAUAAAGUGAUUUUUGUAAAAUAGGUCCCAGUUAAGAUAUUGAAAUCCUCUGUGAGGACGUGCAUUUCUUAAUUCAUUAGUUAAUUAAUUAAUUACUGAGUUUGCAGCAUUUCUUUCUUUAGGCGUUGGACAAAUGAGGCUUGAUAUUUGUCAAUAAAAUCUGACAUUUAAAAC